This is a messenger RNA of Etheostoma cragini (Arkansas darter), 2100 nucleotides long. It is a transcript of the gene ggt1b, whose product is annotated as gamma-glutamyltransferase 1b. Lineage: Eukaryota; Metazoa; Chordata; Actinopteri; Perciformes; Percidae. Gene Ontology annotation, biological process: regulation of inflammatory response; regulation of immune system process; glutathione catabolic process. Gene Ontology annotation, molecular function: glutathione gamma-glutamate hydrolase. The record is from RefSeq and is a predicted model, not a curated record. The coding region runs from base 288 to 2006 and encodes 572 amino acids. Gene Ontology annotation, cellular component: plasma membrane. The transcript has 13 exons.
UGGGGACUUUAAGCGGUGGGAGUAGAUUUUCUGGGAUAACCUGGGAUAGCUGUUCCUGGGGUCCCUGUGUCAAAGUCGAAAAAGUCAUCUGUUGUGUCCCUGUUGGCCUCCACCUAUUGGCUUGACUGCUUAUUUAACUGACCCUUCUCUUCCAGCUCUGCACCCCUCCACACUGUUCCAGUUUGUUCUUUCCUCUCCUCAUGGCAGAUGUGGUCUUCUCCCUUGCAGCUUAGAAAGCUUUCAUUUUCCUGGCAUUAAAUAAAUGAAUUGUUCCUGCACUAUAAAAAAUGGCAAAGAAGACCAUAAUUGUGGCACUGGUGGUGCUUCUGUUGGCAUCUGUUGCCACAUUCGUGGGUGUCUUCUUUGGUGUUGAGAGAAGGAAGCAACCGAGUGUGCCGGGGUACUUGAAGGCAGCUGUGGCAGCAGAUGCUGGGCCAUGUUCAGAGGUCGGCAGAGACAUACUAAUAAAAGGGGGGUCUGCAGUAGAUGCCUCUAUAGCUGCUUUACUGUGUGUUGGACUUAUGAACGCCCACAGUAUGGGCAUCGGAGGAGGACUUUUCUUCACCAUCUACAACGCCAAAACUGGGAUUGCUGAGACCAUUGAUGCCAGGGAGAUUGCACCUCACAAUGCAACAGAGAUCAUGUUUGGGAACAGUACAGAUUUAGCCCAGAAAGGGGGGUUGUCUGUUGCUGUACCGGGGGAGAUUCGAGGUUAUGAGAUGGCACACAGAAGACAUGGAAAUUUGCCCUGGAAAGACUUGUUCCAGCCGAGCAUUGCUCUUGCAGAAAACGGUUUUCCAUUGGGCAGGGCACUUGCCUCUGCUCUUUCCAGUAACAAGAAAACAAUAAUCAAUGAUGAAGCCCUAUGUGAAGUGUUUUGUGGGAAACAUGGCGACAUCCUUAAAGAAAAUGACACCAUCAAAUUUACUAAGCUCGCUGAAACCUAUAGAAAAAUAGCGGAAGAGGGUCCGAGUGCUUUCUAUCAGGGACCCCUGGCUGAGAACCUUGUGACGGAUAUUCAGGCAGCAGGCGGUAUCAUCACAAUGGAGGAUCUUAAGGAUUAUGUGCCUGUCUUGGAUGUGAACCCUUUAAAAGUGAAUGUGGGGGAGUACACCAUGACUGUUCCCAAUGCCCCAGCAAGCGGCCCUGUGCUCUCGCUGAUAUUAAACAUCUUGAAUGGGUAUAACUUCAGCUCAGAUAGCAUGGCAAGCACUGAGAAAAAGAUCCUAACCUACCAUCGCAUUGUGGAGGCUUUCCGUUUUGCUUAUGCAAAGAGGACCUUACUUGGAGAUCUGAAAUUUCUCAACAUCACAGAUCUGAUCCAGAAUAUGACUUCAAGUUACUAUGCUGAUGACCUCCGUAAAAAGAUCACAGAUGAAUCCACACAUCACAUGAACUACUACGAGCCAGAUUUUUACCUUCCUGAAAACCACGGGACCGCACACCUCUCUGUAGUAGCAGAAGAUGGAAGCGCUGUGGCCGCCACCAGCACCAUCAACCGCUUUUUCGGCUCCAAAGUCAUGUCAAGAUCAACAGGCAUACUUCUCAACAAUGAGAUGGACGACUUCAGCUCUCCACUCAUAACAAACAGUUUUGGAGUGCCUCCUUCACCCAACAACUUCAUUAGGCCAGGAAAAAGGCCAAUGUCUUCCAUGUGUCCAACCAUCCUCUUUGACAAAAACAACAAAGUUAAGAUGGUGGUCGGAGGCUCAGGGGGAACGAAAAUCACCACUUCUGUUGCUCUGGUCAUUCUGAAUUCACUGUUCUUUGACUACGAUCUGAAGAAAGCUGUGUCAGAUCCAAGGAUCCACAACCAGCUGAGUCCCAACACCACUGUAGCAGAGCCUGACUUUGACAAAAACAUCCUGAAUGGUUUGGCAUUAAAGAACCACGAGACAGAGUUCCUCAAAUCAACAGGAGCUGUGGUGCAGGCGGUGGUUCGCUAUGAUGCCGGUCUACACGCUCAGUCAGAUCCUCGCAAGUGGGCGUAUGCCGCAGGUUACUGAGAUCAUAAACACACCUCUGAUUAUGCAGAGAGACUGUAGCCGUGUCUACCUUGACACCAGUGGUACGAGCUGGUAGAUUAGAGACCUGUUAAAC